UCUAAGAUCGUUAUGGGGUUAUUUUAUAAAAGAAACAGCUUAUGAGGUUCGAGCAGAAAAUUGUAGAAAACGCCAAACUGGACAAGAGAGAGAUAUUAAUUGGUCUCGGAAACCUUUAGAGACUCGGAUCGUUUAUUGACAGGAAAUCAAGUUUCACAUUGACUGCAUGACGCUGUGUUAUAGUAUUAUUCUGUGAAAAAUGACCGACCACAGUAAUUAAGACAAACGUUGUGUGAACAGUCCGGAUUGUCUGACAGCGCCGCCAACUACCAGUUUUCUCUUGUGACAAGAGUUAUAUAUAUAUACAUAUAUAUAUAUAAAGGGCUGUUUAACGCAGUUGGAAGUUCAGCGAGCAUAUCCGAGGCAACGUUAUCGUCGUUUAAUGAUGGAACCAUCUACUUUGAACAUGUUGUGUCAAACAGUUUUACUUACCCUGAUGUUGGCUCUCACAUGCAAUGCCGGGCGGUCUUUAGACGUGGACGAAGCACUGAAACAGAUUCUGUCAGAAAAUAACGACGAGACCUACUACCCUUCAGACAGCACAGAUUUGGACACCAGCGACCGGGCCGUGUCAGAUCUGAUUCGUAGACUCCAACCAGGGUCCGACGACAUUAACAAACGGGUCUUCUGUAAUGGUUUCCGUGGUUGUCGGGGUCGAGGGCGCAAGCGCACAAUGGCAAUGAAACAACAAAGGAUACUUCCGGAGGAGCCACCCGUUCAGAAACGACCAUUCUGCAACGGGUUUUUUGGAUGUGCUAAUGGCAAAAGGUCAUCAAUCCGUGUUCCUUCGAGACAACAGAUUCCUGAUAAGAAUGAGCUCGAAACUGUUCAACUACCAAAACGACUGUUUUGUAACACAUACGGAUGUUUAAACGGCAAGCGAUCAUCUCUGUACAACACGCUCAUGUCGAAGCUGCGCAGUGAUAACCUAGACCAGGUGGAUCCCAACCUGCAGGAGAGACUCUAGAGAAAUGACUACUCCAAGAGGAAGCUACGUGGAUCUGCUACGUAACUGAAAGGAUUACAUUGUAAAUAUGAGGAAAGGCAUUGUCUACUAUAUUUUUACACCGUCUCUUUGUUUGUAGUAAAUAAUGAUCCCCAUUAUCUGUGUGACUAACGUGUGUGAGAAAUAUGUGAAAAUGAAGAGGGCUUUUAAAUUGAAUUUUAUAGAUCAUCCGGAUAGUUUUACUCGGAAAUCCGGUUUUCGGCAUCCGCAACUCUUCGUGUAUUCCAGCGACAAUACCCGAUGAGUUCAGGAUGCGGUUUUCGGUACGCUAGCAUUCCGAGAGAAAAACGUACAUUUAUUUCUAUUUUUUUCUUCCAUAGAAUUUGCUUACAACCCUUCCGCGCUACAGACGUAGACGAACAGAACUGUUGCAUAGAAAGAAUGUCUUAAUAUGCUUUAUAGAUAGCAUUCAGAUAUCUCAUUCACUAGGAACAAUCUUCACACGGAAAUUUAUUCGGAAAUCCUAUAGGUUUCAUUGAAACGCAAGCCACUUGAGCGUGUUAGUCAAAUAUAUAUCCUAAUCACAGCUGCCAGUGCUAUAACAAACAUUCCUAAUAUGAUUGAAGCUGAGUGUAGUAUAAUUUCUGGAGUAGUAUAUUGAUGGUAAAAAGGACUACAAACAUUAAGUUCGCGAAUAACAUUGCACGGAGUAACAUUGUGACAAUUGACAUCCAUAGUCGUUUGCCUGAUCUUGAGAAUUAUUUUUUUGACUAAAUAAACAUGUGGAAUGGUGGCUGUACACUCUUGGAAACUAAGAGAUGAUAAGUGUCUAGCGAUUGGGUCAAUACAUGACAAUGUCCCCUUAAUUUUUGUUUAAGGUCACAAAGUCUCAUAUGGCCUAU
Messenger RNA from Pecten maximus, 1848 nucleotides. RefSeq names its product conoCAP-like. The record is from RefSeq and is a predicted model, not a curated record. The transcript is spliced from 4 exons. NCBI's taxonomy places the organism in Eukaryota, Metazoa, Mollusca, Bivalvia, Pectinida, Pectinidae. The coding region runs from base 383 to 967 and encodes 194 amino acids.